CCAGGCAGGCGGCCGGCAGGCAGGCAAGCAGGAAGGCCGAGUUGAGUCGAGACGGGUCGAGUCGAGUCGACGGUACGACCGACUAUAAAAGCCCUGUCGCACCGAGGCGUCGACGUCACACGUCGUUAGUACUCUGGACAGUGAGGAACUCUCCACCGUCGUGCCACCUGUUAAAGGCGGAGCGACCGAUCCCCAGGUACCGUCAUCCUCAUCAUCGGCCGAUCACCACCUCGGAUCGUCUCGUCGAGAGUUCGGACGUUCGGCACGUGGACGUGAACGUCGUCGACGACGAUCCAGGAGGUCCAGAGGCCCGGGAGUCGCGCACCAGCCGGCGUUGGCGAUAUCGCGCGCGUUUCUCCGCAUUCGAAAGUCAUCCGUGUUCUUCGCGUCACCCCCUUGAGAAAGAAAAAAAGAGAGAGAGAGAGAGAGAGAAAGAGGUAGAUAGAUAGAGGAAAAAAGAGAGUGAAAGAGAAGAAGGUCCUGUUCUCGCCGGGUUCUCUCGACGUCGAAUCAACCCCGUCGCUCUUCUUCCCGAAUCGUACGAGUAAUCGCAAGCUCGACGCUUCUCCCCGAGCUCGACUCUACGUGGAAACGAGGAGGAGGCUACGCAAAUUCAACAAAUGAACGUCGUUAAUUUACAUUCCUCCUGCACAAUGAUACUGCUCGGUAUUUUGGCGUCGACGACGAUAAUCGGCCUCACGAGUUCCACCCCCUUGUCCUCGUACGAGAGAAGAGACUUGUCGGCCGACCGACCUAAACUUUUCCUGCUAGUGGAUCAGAGAAUACCAGAAUUGGAGAAUGAGAUGCUGGACUCGGGCAGCGAUCCUAACGCGGCCGCGAGGCGCACGAAGAGAAUCGGAUCCCUAUCAAUCGUAAACUCGUUGGAUGUGCUAAGGCAGAGAGUGCUGCUGGAGUUAGCGCGCAGGAAGGCUUUGCAGGAUCAGCGGCAGAUCGAUGCGAAUCGUCGGUUCCUCGAGACCAUUGGCAAGAGGUCGGUGCCGGAAUACGGACCGGAUGUCGAUAGGGUCGCGGCGAUGAGCCAGCGACAGCAGCAACGUGCGGGAAGUCACGACCAAAGUACAGCAUCCGAUCGAGCAACGAGCAAGUCGCAGGAUUGGUUCGAGGAGAGCGACCCGGUUUUCCGCGAGUCGCAGGACGAUCAAAUGACCAGAGUGCAGGCUAACGAACUUCGCCUGUUGUAACCGCGCCUUGACUCGCAGAGGAGGACUCCAAAGAUUCAUCGGCACCUCAGCUUUGCCAUGUCGCGACUUAUGCUCGACCACCGUCAUCGUUGAGUUUCGUCGCCUGUUCCCCUUUCCGUUUGUCCGCUCCCGUUAGACUGAUAGUGUGGAUUCCGGCGGUUACACGAGGAUUGAUCCUUCCUUCCGGCGAGACGAAUGCCAAAAAUCAUGAAGUUUUACGUAUCGGCGACACGCAAAGUAUCCCUCACGAACGAAUCAAAUUGAGAAAUCGCGAAAGAAACGAAGAGAUAACGCAGUACUCGGUUCCUUCCUAUACUUCCUCGCUACUUUCGGCGCGUGCUUAUUUAUCACUCGGUUAGGCUGUAAUAAUAAAUGAGACAUUCCCGUGUUUGGCCCUCGAAAGCAGGUAGAUACGAGAAUCGCGAUAACGUCGCUGAUACGACCAUAAUGUGUGACAAAUUCGACCAUCGCGUGCGACCGCCCGAAAAAUUCGUACCAAGAUCCAAGCUUUGUUCGAUAAAAGCUCUAGUCUCACUCUCUUUUUCGCACGUUGUCUCUUUGUCUAUCCUUCUGUAUCUGUUUUUAUCUGCUUAUACCUAUCUACCUACCUACCUGCCUACUUAUCCAUCUAAUUACCUACCUACCUACCUACUUACCUACCUACCUACCUACCUACUUACCUACCUACUUAUUUACUUAUCUAUCUUCUUUGCACACAAAGGAAGAUGUAACGAAACAGUAUUAUGUAUUGUGAUUUCCUGUAAGCUCUUCUCUACUUGGCAACGACUACCUGAUAUCUUCGAUGUCCUCGGCGCGUACUUAAUUAAUUAACGAAGCGUCUCCGUCGUAGAUUUAUCGAUAAUACUCACCGCGACCGGCCGGUCGCGAUCGCGCAGAUCGACGUGAACGAGAACGCGGAUCGGUCACGCUGAUUGCUCGCUCUUGUCAACGAUUAAUGUACAAAACAUGUGUGUAACUUGGUGGUAUCGAUAGUUCUUGUCUUCGCGUGCACACCCGGCAAGUACACGAAGCCGUGCACUCAUGUACGCGCACGCGUGUGUGUAUGCGUGUGUACUUGUAAUUUGCAGCUCUCUGAACGAAGUCUGUUUUCUGUGUGUCGUUUGUUGUUAAUCCACAAGAGGCUGUCGGCAAUAUGCAAAUUUGAACGUAACUAAUAAUUCUCUCGAGUCUUGAGUGAGAGGAAACCGGAAAUUGGAUGCGCGUCGAUGUGUGUUUACGUUGAAAAAAAACUAUCGAGCACCAUACUGGACGUAUUGAUAGAACCUCUACAUGUACAACGGACUUUAUUGCUUUAGAAAAGAGAAAAAGAAAACAACAGCAGAAUUUUAUGUUUUAUGUUUGAACAGAUCCGCGCGAAAUACUGAAAGAGUGUAUAAAACUUUCGUUUUCGCCUUCUAUAAUUUUAGCGAUGUUUUUCAAUAACACUAUGAUUACGUCAUCUUCUCGCGGUUACGUGUUUGUCCCUUGUGCCAUAACGAAAUACAAUAACAGCGAAUAUGUUUUGCACGACAAUAAAAUGUUUGGCAUCGUGUAACGCAUUAUAGUAUCGAAGGCAAAUGCGCGAUAGCGUGUGUAUUAUUGAUAUUAUUUAACACAGAGAUUCGGUGCCGUCGUGUGUUUCCACGUGAAUAACGUUCCACCUUCACUUGUAAUUAUUUCGAUACGUUUCGUGUAAUUUUAGGACAUCCUGAGAAGUUAAAGAUGUCAUUGAAUCUUUCAAUAAUCUAUAUCAAUGUUAGAAUCUAGAAUAGAUAUACUCCACCCUCCGAAUGUUUUCUUAUAAUUAAAAGCUUUAAUUUGUAUAAUGUAAUCUGUCGAAAUGACGGGCUAAUAUAUUGAAGUACGUAUGUGUAAAUUGCGUAUAGAUAUUGUAGUAAUAGAGAUUAUUAUUUAUUUAGAAGAAUUAAAGCAAAGUAUAAUUUCCCUA
This is a messenger RNA of Odontomachus brunneus, 3150 nucleotides long. RefSeq names its product diuretic hormone 44 (gene Dh44). Gene Ontology annotation, cellular component: extracellular region. Lineage: Eukaryota; Metazoa; Arthropoda; Insecta; Hymenoptera; Formicidae. Gene Ontology annotation, molecular function: hormone activity. The transcript is spliced from 4 exons. Bases 621 to 1202 code for a protein of 193 amino acids. The record is from RefSeq and is a predicted model, not a curated record.